GCUUUGUGAAUUCUGGAGAAAUGAAUUGAUGGAAGAUAUAGAAGAUAUAGAUGAACAAAGAAUGCUCCGGCAAUAUGAGCAACAACAAAUGGUACAUCAAAGAGCUCAAAGAUCUUCUAGUAGAACACAGAGGAUUGAAUCUAGAUCGUGAAGUCGGACAUGCUCGUCUUUUCAAUGAUUACUUAUAUGAUGAGCUAAUAUAUUUUGAUGAUAUAUUCCGAUGUCGAUUCCGAAUGCAAAGAGGAUUAUUUCUUCGUAUAGUUGAUGUCUUAAAAAAUCAUUUAGAAUAUUUUCAAUGAAAGGUCGAUGUGACGGGGGAAAAAAAUUUCGAGGCCUUAUUGAUCAUUCAAAAUGCACAGCGCCUAUCCGUUAAUUGGUGUAUAGAGUCCUUGUUGAUCAUUAUGAUAAGUACCUACGAAUUGCUGAAACAACUGUCAUCCAAUGCAUAUUAAAUUUCUGUUGAUGUGUAAUUGAAGUGUUCGAGACCCAAUAUUUGAGAAGAUCUAAUGCUACUGAUAUCCAAUACUUGAAAUGCAUGAGCAGAGACAUGAUUUCUCUGACAUAUUGGCUAGUCUGAUUGUAUGCAUUGACACUGGAAAAAUUGUCCCAUCGCUUGGAAAGGCCAGUUUAAUUACUAAGGGAGAUCAUGACAUCUCAAUAAUUGUGCUUGAAGUAGUCACAUCUACGGACUUAUGGAUAUGACACGUUUUUUUUUGAUUGCAGAGUCGCGUAAUGAUAUCAACGUGCUUAACGAAUCACCUUUAUUCAACAACAUAUUACAAGGAAAUGCACCCGAGGUUAAUUUUAUGGUUAACAAUACACAAUAUACAAAAGGAUACUAUCUAACUAAUGUGAUUUAUCUAGAAUGGACUACUUUUCAUCAAGAGCUUUCCAUGCUCCUAGGAUCCUAAGCGAAAAAUGUUGAAGGAACGAUAAGAGGACAUGAGAAAGGAUGUCGAGUGGACAUUUGGGGUGCUCCAAUCUCGAUUGACAAUGAUCAGAGGUCCAGGACGAUUUUGGUAUAAAGAUAAUUUGAAAUACAUCAUGUAUAUAUGCAUUAUUUUACACAACAUGAUUAUUGAAAAAUAAGGGAGAUAUAGUAGUCAAUUGGUUGAAUGAUAAAGGAGAUCCUUUAUCUCAAAUAUUUCAAGGCUCCAUCCAAGAAUUUCAAGAAUACCUCUAGAGAAAUUGUGAACUACGUAAUAAUCAACUGCAUCAUCAACUUCGAACUGACUUGGUUGAGUAUAUUUGGGCACGCUACGGUUGUGAUCAAUAAAAAAAUAAUUUAUUAAUUGCCAUACAUGUACGGUAAUAUUUAUAUAUAUAUUUUUAAUUAAUGUUGUUUCAUAUUAACCAUUUAUAAUUUUUUUUUUAAAUUUAAUUAUAUAUAAUGUAGAAUAGGAAGGAGAUAUAUAUAAUGAAAAGUGUGAGACUCAUAGAGGGGUUGUUGAGAGGUUUUUUUUAUAGUGGAAAGAUGUGUAAAGUUUUUUACUUUCGACCUAGUGCGGAUAUGACAAUGAAAGGGUUCAUGGAGAGGUUUCACUAUUGUGAAUGCCUUUAGUAACGGGUGAUCUUACUUUCGACCUAGUGCAGAUAUGACAAUGAAAGAGUUCAUGGAGAGGUUUCACUAUUGUGAAUGCCUUUAGUAACGGGUGAUCCAGCUACUUCUCCAAUAUUGAAUGAGACUUAUCUAGUCCAUUCAAUAACAAAUUUUUAUUAUAUAAAAAAGAAGGUUGAAUGAAGUGGUGAAUUUCCAAUUUUGAGUUCCAGUUCAAGAGGGAAAACCCAAAUUGUUAGGCAUUAAAGAUUGUCAAUUUGAUCUUAAGUGUUAGUCAGACUACAACUAAUUGUAAGUUGACUUAAUGUGUAAUACUUAAUCAAUAAAUACAACUUAAGAAUACCUUGGCCACCAAAUCAAGCACCAACUUAAGUUAUAUUCAUUUAUGCUAUCCCUUUGACCUACUUUGCCAACCUCAGUCUCCAACCAUGGAAGACCCACAUCUCUAUCAUCAUCCUUGGCCACUGCCUCUCCAUAGAUCCUUACUCACCUUAGAGAAGCAUCAUAAUUGACACUCAAAGCAUGCGAAUCUAACUCUCGAUAUAAUUCUUUUACUAAUUCAUGUUUGUCGUCGUCUAUAAAAAUCUAGUGUUCUAGAUAAAUAUCAUGACACCUAAAUCAAUCCCAAUCCCAAUCCCCAUCCAAAUCAAAUCAAUUUUUUUUACCCUAAUUGAAAUGGAAAACUGUUGUUUUCUCCUCUUUUUGUCGUGGUGAUUUUGUGGCUAGAGCAUGAGCAUUCACGAUUGCUUGGCUGUGAGCUCAUGGUAGAGCUCGCGGCUGUGAAAUCACGGCCGCUGCUUGGCCAUAAUUUCAAAGCCAGAACGUGAGCAUUUGCAGCCACUUUGUGUGGUUUUGUGGCCGUGAGCUAGCAACCAGUCAUAGCAGCUGCGAAAUUGCAGUCACCUAGCUGCAAAUGGUUUAUGGCCAGAUGGUAUGAUUAUAUAUGAAGUCGUGAGCUCCACCGUGAGCUCACGGCCAGGCAGCUAUGAAUCCUCGUGGCCCGGAUGAGAAAUCUCGGAGGCCGUAAUCUCUUGUCCAAAGGAGGGAUUAUAUUCUAUGGUCCAUGGACGAAGAGAACUAGAGAAGAGAGAUUCAGUCAGUUAAUAAUUAAGAUCACGAAGGCUUCGAGGAUGUUGCCGGUAGAGAAAGAAGCUAAAGCUGCAUGAUUCAUGCAUUGAACACGAUUGGAGCACGCAGCUACCGUCGAGUAUAUCUACAAAGCUCCAACGUUAUGGUUCAUGGCCACUGAUUUAGCUCCAACUAGGAUAAGAGAGAUAAUUAAGAUAAGAAUAUAAUUACAAGAAACAAAAUAAAAUUAUGGCUAUAAAAGAGAGACCCAUUGCCCUUCCUCUUUCAGGCCUACCGGAUUCAGUCUUUAGAUGGCUGAGAAGGGGAAGGAGAAGAAGGAGGAGAAGAAAGGCCCAAAGGUCGUCACGGUUAUCAUAAGGGUUGAUCUUGGAUGCCGAUGCUGCGCCAAGAAGAUAAAGAGCACUCUGUGCAAGCUCCAGAAGCGAUUCAAGAUCAGUUCCAUCGUGUUCGAUGAGGAGAAGAACACUGUGACGGUCUCCGGCCCCUUCGACCCCAACGCCUUCAUAAAGCAGCUCUGCUGCAUCGCUUACAAGGUGAUCAAAGACGUCUCUAUCAAACCGGACCCCCCGCCGCCGCCGCCACCGCCGCCGCCGCCUCCUCCGCCUCCGCCGCCACCAUGUCCGCCGCUGUGGCCACCUGUGUGUCUGCCUCCGUGUCCGCCUCCGUGUCCACCGCCUUGUCCGCCUCUGUGCCUGCCUCCGUGUCCGCCUCCGUGUCCGCCGCCGUGUCCGCCUCUGUGCCUGCCUCCGUGUCCGCAGCCGUGUCCGCCGACCAAGCCCUGCUGUCACUGCCAGUGUCCGCCGACCAAGCCGUGUCCGCCUCCGUGUCCGCAGCCGUGUCCGCCGACCAAGCCCUGCUGUAACUGCCAGUGUCCUCCGACCAAGCCGUGUCCGCCGGAGUGUCCGCCGGAGUGUCCGCCGAUUUGGCCGCCAGUGUGGCCGCCGAUUUGGCCGCCAACGUGGCCGCCAGACAUAUGUAAUACCAACUACCCAUGCUUCAAAAUCGUGUGCGAGCCCGAGCCUUCCCCCGUGUGCACCAUCAUGUAGUUCAAUUCUCUUAUAACUUCGCACAUAAAUAAUUCAGUGAGCGGAUCUUGAGGUUGAGGAACGUCAACCUCGGAACGCAAUAUUGUAAGCAAACUGUACCGUUAUCGAGUCGCAUCUCUAUCAAGAAAUAAAUAUAUAAUCUGCUUCUAUUUAUCG
Zingiber officinale is the source of this 3849-nucleotide messenger RNA. RefSeq names its product leucine-rich repeat extensin-like protein 3. Lineage: Eukaryota; Viridiplantae; Streptophyta; Magnoliopsida; Zingiberales; Zingiberaceae. The transcript is spliced from 5 exons. Gene Ontology annotation, molecular function: metal ion binding. The coding region runs from base 2938 to 3693 and encodes 251 amino acids. The record is from RefSeq and is a predicted model, not a curated record. Gene Ontology annotation, biological process: regulation of defense response to fungus.